Messenger RNA from Eruca vesicaria subsp. sativa (arugula), 719 nucleotides. Lineage: Eukaryota; Viridiplantae; Streptophyta; Magnoliopsida; Brassicales; Brassicaceae. The record is from the annotation of a GenBank genome assembly.
CGUAUUUGUCAUCUUCUUCCUCUUUCAGACCAGACAGAAGCUGUCCUUUUAUCCGAAUAAUAAUAAUAGGGUUUUCAUUUCUCGUAUAAUCCAAAUCAUCGAAACCCUAAUACAUCUACAAUCAGGCUUUAGCAUCCGUGUCGUUUGCUCCCCCUUGUUUCAACUAAAGGUUCAUGUCAGAUCUUGAAGUUCAAGUCCCCACUGCCUUUGAUCCGUUUGCUGAUGCAAAUGCUGAGGACGCUGGUGCUGGAGCAGGAACAAAGGAAUACGUGCACAUACGUGUUCAGCAGCGUAAUGGUAGAAAAAGCCUGACCACUGUCCAGGGCCUUAAGAAGGAGUAUAGCUAUACCAAGAUCCUUAAAGACCUCAAGAAAGAGUUCUGCUGCAAUGGCACCGUUGUCCAAGACUCUGAACUAGGACAGGUUAUUCAGCUUCAAGGUGAUCAGAGGAAGAACGUCUCUACCUUCCUUGUUCAAGCUGGUCUUGUGAAGAAGGAUAACAUCAAGAUCCAUGGUUUUUGAGCAAAUUUGUUCAUCUUCGCACAACAACUUCAAUUUGCAGCAUCGAUCAGCCAGUACUAUUAACCAUAUUAAUGCUUUUAUAUAUAUUCUGUUUUUAAAAAAAUGAAAGGUUUGCUUAUGUGUGAACUUAACAAAUGUAUGAACUUUUCAUUUACGUUUAUAGUGUGAGAUCAUCAAUAAAACUUGCUCUGAUUUGUG